This is a messenger RNA of Capronia epimyces CBS 606.96, 1812 nucleotides long. RefSeq lists its product as uncharacterized. Bases 1 to 1812 code for a protein of 603 amino acids. Lineage: Eukaryota; Fungi; Ascomycota; Eurotiomycetes; Chaetothyriales; Herpotrichiellaceae. The transcript is spliced from 2 exons. The record is from RefSeq and is a predicted model, not a curated record.
AUGAAAAGGGAAGACACCAGCACCAGUACCUCACUCUCAUCCGAAUCGGAAGGACUGCCAAUCGAGGCACUCUCUUUCCAUCCUUCACGAUGCCUUGCUUUCAAGCAGUGUCUGGAGUCUCAUUCCUACUGUAAUCGAAACGUGGGCCAGGCCGACGCCCUGCCGAAGCGGCUGGUGGAUAUGGGGGAGGAGGGAUUGUUCAGGCCGAGAUUGGUGUUGACGAGCGAACUCAAACAGAAACACAAAGACGGGAGUAAAGACAAAGACAAGGCUUACGCUAACGCUACAGCCACAGCCCAUCCGAUCAAGUACAUCGCCCUCAGCCACAGCUGGUCCAGUCUUUCCCAGCGUGAUAAAAAGUCGUUGUCGACGACGCGGGAAAAUGAAUCUCGGCACUACAACAAAAUCGACGUCGAGGCCAUUCCGCCAAACUAUCGAGCUGUCAUGCACAUGUGUCGCGCUCUGGGGGUUCGGUAUCUUUGGAUGGAUUCACUGUGUAUUGUCCAGCAGCCCACAGAUGACAAUCGUGUUGAUUGGGAUGAGGAAGCCGGCCGCAUGCGACAGAUCUACGGUGCGGCAGUGUUGACGGUCGCCCUGAAUACGACACAACCACUCUUCAAGAAGACCGAGAAAGCGGAUCAAGCCGAUCCUGCCGAUCCUGCCAAUCAAGCCGUUCAAGCCGAUCCUGCAGAGUGGGAUGCCAUUGAACGUGAAUGCCGCCUCAUUGAUCAUAUCCUCUGGCGCCCCCUUUUCACGAAACGAAUCCUGCAAGGAGGCAUUGUGGGAGAGCGAGCCUGGUGCCUGCAGGAGCGACAUCUGUCGCCGCGCGUGCUGCAUCUGCUCGACAACGGCAAGUUCAUCCUCGAAUGCGCGCAGGGAGGCAUGGUCGACAACUCACAGAGAAACCCGCGCGUGCGCCGAGGCGAGAUACCCUACUCGAGGGGCGACAAACUUGCCAUAACCAAACGACUGGUCGACAUCGAAUACGAGUAUGAGCAUGGCGGCAAGACCAUCUCUUCGUCGGUGCUGUUGAGCUAUUGGUACGACUUUUGGAUCGAGUACAGCCGCCGCAAACUGACUGUCACCACUGACAAUCUGGCCGCAUUGGCCGGCAUGGCCGAGUCCAUGCAGAAACUCACGGCCAUGACUUACUUGUCUGGUCUCUGGCUGGAAGACCUGCCACGAGGCUUUCUGUGGGAAAGCACCUUUGCCAGCCCGGGGAAUCGACCGGAGCACACUCGCUUCAACACCUACCAUGCCCCGACCUGGUCGUGGAGCUCGGUCGAUGGACCGACUAGGCUGGUCCCGGAACUCACCCCUGGGAAUCUUGGAAUCAUAGACGACGAGAAGAAACAAUUCCUUGUGACGGCCAUAUCACCACUCGUCCAUGGUACUGCAAUCCAGCUGUACGGCAUCCUGAAACAAUUUGCCUGUGUCAGCUCAAACAAUGCUAGACACACUCCUAGACACGCUCCCCGCGACCUAGAUCCGGGUGACCAAGGAAUCCUACGCCAGGGAAGUGUUGUAUUUGACGUCCCUGCGGAAUCUCACCAGUUGCUCAAGGCACAGCAUGGGCGGCUCUGGUGCCUCCCCUUGGUCGGGUCUUUCGAAAUUUCUGAUCCUGCGCAACGUCCAGGUCUUCCAGGUCUUCCGGAUAAGAAGACUUGCCUGGGAAUGGGACUUGCGAAGGUCAAUCCAAUGCCAGGGACUGAUAUGCAAACAUUUCGCAGAAUAGGCUUGGUGCGGCUGACUUUGAAGGAUGGCUCGUGGCACGACCUCAAGCAUCUGGCAACGCCCAUCCGACUAGUCUGA